Molecule: messenger RNA, 796 nt
Organism: Ochlerotatus camptorhynchus
Lineage: Eukaryota; Metazoa; Arthropoda; Insecta; Diptera; Culicidae
Product: transmembrane protein 186
Exons: 2
Coding region: 118-765 (215 amino acids)
Cellular component (GO): mitochondrion
Source: RefSeq, a predicted model, not a curated record
UUGCAUCACGAAAGUUGUGUCUGGUCGAGUUAUUUGCAUUUAAUUUGCCGAUUUUAAUCGAAAAUUGCCGGAAAUUUAUGCUGAUUACCUCGAAUCCACAGCAGCAAAGUGUUCAAAAUGUUAAGUGUGUCCCGUAUGUGCCCAAUGGCACGGUUUUCAAUUGCAAGCCAAUCCCAACUUUUUCGGUCACCGGCUGCUCCUCAUCCAGCCGCGUUAAGGCUGGUGCAACAAUGUUCCACAAAAUCAGCACCGGAACCGGUUGACCAACCCAAACCCUCACCGGACACCGCGCAAGCAACUUGGAACCCCAUCUAUCACUUUCCGGGAAUUGUGCUCACAGCUUCAGUAAAACGACUAAAACUGUACCCUGUUGGGUUAACCGCUGCAACAGUUCCGAUUUGUCUCGGGCUAGCAUAUGCUGAUAUUUUCAAUGUUACAGCGGCGCAGAUUUGCGGAUGCAUUGGAUUCACAAGCACCUUAACGCUGCUCAUGUUCAGUUAUUUGACCAACAAUUUGGUUGGAUACGUUUACACCGAUGCCGACUGUAAGCAGGUCCGGAUUUCCUACGUUGAUUUUCACGGUAAACGUCAGGAACGGAUACAUUCGAUUGAUGACAUUGUACCGAGAUCGGAACUGAGGCGCUCGUUGUUGAAGUUUUAUUUUCCUAUUAAAAACCACGACAAUCGUGAUGUGUACAGAAUAGUGCACAAGUAUGGCGAGAUCUACAAUGAGCAGGCAUUUCAAAAGGUUUUUGGCAGAGAUUAAUGUUAGAGACGAGGUUAGAGAUAUACGGAAG